Molecule: messenger RNA, 1595 nt
Organism: Xenopus tropicalis (tropical clawed frog)
Lineage: Eukaryota; Metazoa; Chordata; Amphibia; Anura; Pipidae
Gene: mob2
Product: MOB kinase activator 2
Exons: 5
Coding region: 100-882 (260 amino acids)
Cellular component (GO): cytoplasm; nucleus
Source: RefSeq, a predicted model, not a curated record
UUCCCCUCUCCUGUAUGUGCUGAGAAGUUUGGGAGCAGGUCCUGUCAGUGUGCUGUGCAACGUGGGGUUUGGAAGGGGCACCCCCUGGCUGUUGUGAGAAUGCUGGGGGACCCCAUGCCACUCUCCCCUGAAAGAGCCCUUCUUACCGGCACCCCCAAAUCUGGAUUCAGUUGCAAGAUGGUCCUGCAGGCAGUGGGAAAAGUGCUAAGGAAAUCGAAGGGAAAGCCGAAUGGGAAGAAGCCAGCGUCGGAGGAGAAGAAGUUGUACCUGGAACCAGAAUAUACCCGGGUCCGAGUCACAGACGUGGAGUUCAAGCAGCUGGUGACCCUGCCGCAGGAGAUCGACCUGAAUGAGUGGCUGGCCAGUAACGUUACAACUUUCUUCAACCACAUUAACCUUCAGUACAGCACCAUCUCAGAAUUCUGCACGGGGGAGACCUGCCAGACUAUGGCUGCCUGCAAUACACAGUACUACUGGUAUGACGAGCGGGGUAAGAAGUUAAAGUGCACAGCCCCACAGUACAUUGAUUUCGUCAUGAGCUCUGUACAGAAGCUGGUGACGGAUGAGGAUGUGUUUCCCACCAAAUACGGCAGGGAAUUCCCUAGUUCAUUUGAGUCGCUGAUUAAGAAGAUCUGCCGAUACCUAUUCCACGUUCUGGCUCACAUCUACUCUGCGCAUUUCAAGGAAAUCACAGCCCUGGAGCUGCACGGACACUUAAACACUCUCUUUAUCCACUUUCUCCUAUUCGUGCGGGAGUUCAGCCUACUGGACCCCAAGGAGACCUCCAUACUGGACGACCUGUCGGAAGUCCUUUUCUCGGAGGAAAACAGGGAGGCUGUGGGAGCUACGGGGGAGGCACAGAACCACGUGAAGGAGAGAUGAGUCCCCCCCUUAAUGUCCUUAUUCCUGUCCCACCACUGCCCCUUCCCAGCGUGCCCCACCCCCUACCGAGAGCUGGCUUACCUCCUGGCUUACAGCACAGGGGAGGAGGGGGUUCAGGACCUGCGCUGCCAGCCUUGGGGGUGUAGGAAGGGAGCACUGGCUGUUAUACCCCGGCCUGAGGGAGGAGCAAACCUCGCUCUUAUCUUUAGCAGAAAGUUGCACCGAGUAUCACCUUAUUUUUAUUUUGUGUUUGCGUCUGUCUCUUUCUCCCCUCCCCCUCCUUGUUUUUGUUUCUUUCUCAUCUCCCUCCCUCCCGUCUUUUCUUUCGUUCCCCCUCUCAUCAUGGGUGGCAAUGCCGUGUCCGGCUUCAUUCUCUUAUCCCCCAGGAAAGAUUUGCAUCUUCUAUUUUAUUUUGCUGUGGUUUUCCAAGAAAUGUCUGAGGCUCCUGAGUCGGAUGAUUGGGCGGAGAGCAGCCAGGGCUGGAAGUGUACGAGGCUCCUUCCUGGCACCUUGUGUGGCCUCUUGCUCCGGAAUUGGAUCCGCUCUCCCGCGCCCGCCCCAUCCUUGGGCAACAACUUCUCUCCCCGACUCCAUGGGGAUGGGGGAAAGCAGGAUGCUCGCCCCUCAUUGGGGUGGAUAAAUACUGUUGGCUUCUUUUAGUUUAUCUGUUAAAUAAUGAUAAUAUUAAUAAUAAAACAGAUUCUAUUAGACGA